Ciona intestinalis (vase tunicate) is the source of this 860-nucleotide messenger RNA. The record is from RefSeq and is a predicted model, not a curated record. Lineage: Eukaryota; Metazoa; Chordata; Ascidiacea; Phlebobranchia; Cionidae.
AGAAACUGUUAUAUCAGCGGUUUCAUCAGUAAUUGUUUGAACUAUAUGCGGUCAAUAGCAAACAUGUCGGUUUAUCCUGUGUGGUUGACGAGGGGUUUCUGGAAGACGUGUUGCUAUUCACUAGUGAGAUGUAAUCGGAAUGAAUGUAAUUUAUUUUAUCUCUUCGGUUAAAGCAUGGAAACUGAAUCGACAAGUACCACCACAACAACAGCAGUACCGACCAAACAGUAUUUGUUUUCACCGCAAGCGAGUUUCCAAAUAUGGGAGAUGAUUUUUGGUUUGAUAUGUUGGGCAAUUAUUGCUUCUCAUACAUUGCUACAGUCGUCACCUGCAUGGCAGUUUGUCAUGUUCGUUUCGGUCUCGUCAUGGAGUCUGACAUUAAUUCGGUUUGUUAUCUGUUUAGCCGAUGUCAAUGACAAAGUUUGCCCCGGCCUUUCUUGGAAAAAUAACGAGCUGAUUUUUAAUGGGUUCUCAACGCUGUUGUAUUUUAUUGCUUCGUGUGUUGCUGCUGCCUACACGGGAGGGUUUUCUCGACUCAUUGCUGCCACGGUAUUCGCUUGCUUUACGACAAUGGUUUACACUGUUCACACUGCAUUGGCAAUUCGGGACAACAAAGUUAAUUCAGCCGUGGGUGUCAUAAGAGAAACAGAACAAUAAAAGUGUUUUAUUGGAAUAAUUUAUAUACUACACAUUUUGCAAAGUAUUUUAUAUAAACAGCUUUAUUGGUUGUCCUAUGAAACCAUAAUAUUAAAUAAAUAAAAAAAACAAGAUUUGCAAAAUUUCAGAACUCGCGGUGGCACACCGUCAUGGCAUGUAAACAUAAAGACAAAGCUCUUGUUACCGUACAAAGCGUACACAUA